CCGGGGGGUAUCUUAUCCGAGGGGUUAUCGCAGGAAUAACUAGAGAGAAGUCAGAGCAAAAUAGGAGGAGAGAGAGUCGGUUUAUUAAAUGAACUCAGCGUGUGGAGUUGAGGUGUAGAUGAUGAUUUACAAGGAGAAAUGGGCUGCUAUUUAUAGCAGCAAUAAAUGCGAUGAGAGGACACGUGUCAGUAAUCCAACGGCCGAAGGGUCACAUCAACCGGUUGGCACCUGCAGUGGUACGUUUACCGCAUUGAAUGCGGCUAGCGGAUGUGACGUGGCCUUAAAUGCGGUGGUUGGCUGUCUCCAAAAGGAAUCUUCGAUGAUUGAGCGUGUCUGGCCGAAGGCUCCUGGUGUAGCCGAGGGCUCCAUGCGACCAGGACCCCUGUGUAGCCGAAGGCCUCUUGUAGCCGAAGGCCUUAUGUGACCGAGGGCUAUGAUGCCGAGGGCUUGACAGUGCCGAAGGCUCAUGUUUUUUGCUGUUUUCUCCCAGUAGCUUUUUAUGCCAGAGAAGGCUAUUCUGUGAGCUUUGGAGCCUUCGGCCAAGGAGGCCGAAGGCACCCCAGCGCGUUUUCUGGGCUACUUUGAGGCUUGGGCCGUUGUAUUUGGGUCUGAGUUGUUCCCCGAGCCCAAUGGACUUAUGUAGGAGAAGUAGGAGUCUAUGGGCCGGGGGUUCCUGGGCCAUAUACUCCAUCAAUCACAUAAUCAUACACAAUUUAUCUCAUAAAUAUGUAUAUCAUACUUCACUUACUUAUACAUCAUUCUUUUCAUAUAGGCAUUAUUAAUCAUUUAAUAAUCCAUGAAAAACUCAUUUGAUAAUCUUAGGUAAUCUUGUGAAAUUAACCCAAAAAUUAUAAGCAAUAUAGUCAGUCAUCAUCGCCUUAAGAUGUGCUACAAUAGUUGCCUUUGCUAGACCCCUCGAUCAAUCCCCGUUCUAGGCCGAUCGAAAGUGGAAUUUCUGGGCAACAGAUGAAAGCCGACCGGCUUUUGCAAAAGGUGGGCGGCUUUCGUGGUCUGCAGCUACGAACAGCUCUUUUCAAGUGGUGGUUUCCGACGAUUUCGACUCCUAUCGAUUCCACAACUCUUCUAAGUUAAAUAUUACCACUUUAUAACAAUAUUCUACACUUUUAAAUGUGUAGAACUUCAUGUUUAAUCCAUCAUAUGAUUU
This is a messenger RNA of Cuscuta epithymum, 1165 nucleotides long. Lineage: Eukaryota; Viridiplantae; Streptophyta; Magnoliopsida; Solanales; Convolvulaceae. The record is from the annotation of a GenBank genome assembly.